Molecule: messenger RNA, 2458 nt
Organism: Neltuma alba
Lineage: Eukaryota; Viridiplantae; Streptophyta; Magnoliopsida; Fabales; Fabaceae
Exons: 7
Coding region: 102-2315 (737 amino acids)
Biological process (GO): intracellular signal transduction
Source: RefSeq, a predicted model, not a curated record
CAAAAGCUAAACCCCUCCGAAUUCAUCGUCCAUCUCAUUCACCCAUCCAUUUCCGCUCCUUGUUUUCUUCGCUCUGGCAAUUUCUCUAUCUUAUUCCGGAAAUGGGUUCCGAGGUUGAAAGCAAUCCGAAUCCUCCGGAGUUGGACAAAUUAGCCGAGCAAUCACGCUUACCUCUAACAUCAACAGAAAUAGAUGAAUCAUCGGCGACCACGAAUGACGACGUCCAUCCUCGCCUGGACGUUGUUUCCGCCGAUACUCACGCCAACAGAUCAGCCAAUACUCACUCUGAAACCACUAUCACUGACGAAACAGAACGAAUCGCCCAAUCUCGUUCCGAGAAUUCUCUAGCAUCGACGACCGAAGACAGCGAUGUUCGGCCAGAUCGUGACGAUGUUAUCGCCGAUGAUAAAAUUGAUCUCACAAAAGAACGAGCGGAGGGUUUGAAUUCUCCACCGUCAACGACUCAAAGAGAUAACGUUCCUCCUGAGCGUGAUCAUGUUUCCGCUGAUGGUGAAAUUAAUCUGCAAGACGAACAAACGGAGAAUUUGAAUUCGGCGACCAAAAACAACGACGUUUCUGGCACCAAUCAUAAUACCAACGGCCAUUUGCGAUUUGUGCUGCCUCAUUCCAAUCUUCCGAAGCCACAAAUGCCUCCAGGGAUAGAAAAUCUUCCUUCAGCAAAAAAUGACGACACUACGAGUUUCUCCACCGUCGACAUGCCGGCCAUCGGAAAGUUCAUUCGACAGCGUACGGUGGCGCUUGCGAGAGGGAUUUCGUCUUUAAUGGACGACAACGAUGAGGGAUCGAAGAAAAAUAAUAAUCGGAGUGUCACGGAAUUCAAUCUUUCUGGUCUCAAGGUCGUGGUGAAGGAAAAAACUAGCGACGAGCUGGUAAUGAAAGGAAGAAUAAGCUUCUUCUCGAGGUCGAACUGUAGGGACAGCACGGCGGUGCGUAAGUUCUUUAGAGAGAUGGGCCUGAAAUAUGUGGAGAUCAACAUCGAUGUGUACCCGGAGAGAGAGAGUGAGCUGAGAGAGAGGACGGGUACUACAGCUGUGCCGGCGAUAUUCUUCAACGAGAAGCUGUUUGGGGGAUUGGUUGCGUUGAAUUCUCUGAGGAACAGUGGGAUUUUCGAGCAGAAGUUGUGGAAGGAGGUGAUGACCGUGAGAUGCCCCGAUCACGCGCCCGCACCGCCAGUGUACGGUUUCGAUUAUGCAAACUUGGAUGAUCAGAUGGACGAAUUGGUGGGAUACGUGAAGGUUCUGAGGCAGAAAUUACCCAUUCAGGACCGCGUGAUGGCGAUGAAGAUGAAAAUCAUUCAUAACUGCUUUUCUGGGGCAGAGUUGGUGGAGGUGCUCAUUCACCACUUGGACUGCGGCCGUAAGAAGGCGGUUGAGAUCGGAAAGCAGUUAUCCAAGAAGCAUUUCAUUCAUCGUGUUUUCGGGGAAAAUGAUUUUGAGGAUGGAAACCACCUCUACCGUUUCCUUGAGCAUGAACCAUAUGUCACCGGUUGCUUUAAUUUCCGGACCAUCACAAAUGAUAAUGAACCAAAACCUGCAGUUGCAGUAUGCCAAAGACUUACCAAGUUCAUGUCUGCCAUUCUCGAGUCUUAUGCUACUGAUGACAGGCGAUACCUUGACUAUUCAGCCAUUGGCAAAAGCGAAGAAUUUCGCAGGUAUGUAAUUGCGGCCCAGGAUCUUCAACGAAUUAACGUCGGGGAACUGUCAGAAAACGAGAGGCUUGCUUUCUUCAUGAACUUGUACAAUGCCAUGGUCAUCCAUGCUCUUACCAGAGUAGGGUCUCCGCAGACAGUAUUGGACAGGAAUUUCUUCUACUCUGAUUUCCAGUAUGUGGUUGGAGGGCUCCCUUAUUGUCUCAACUCCAUUAAAAAUGGUAUCCUCAGAUGUAAUCAGAGGGCACCGUAUUCUUUGAUGAAGACCUUUCGUUCAGGACACAAGCAAUUAGAGUUUGCCCUCGUCAAGGUGAAUCCAUUAAUUCACUUUGGGAUUUGUAACGGUACAAAGUCGAGCCCAAAGGUGAGGUUCUUUUCACCUCAAGGAGUUGUAGAAGAACUAAGACGCGCUGCAAAAGAAUUCUUCCAAGAGGGUGGCGUAGAAGUGGAUCUGGAGAAGAGGACUGUUUAUCUCACUCGAAUUAUCAAGUUGUAUGAUAUGGAUUUUGGACAAGGCAAAGACAUUCUGAAGUGGGUAAUCCAUUACUUGGAUCCAACUAAAGCAGGCUUCUUGACACAUCUCUUAGGUGAUGGCGGCCCUGUUCACAUCUCGUAUCAAAACUAUGAUUGGUCAAUAAAUUCUUGACAACUAUAGUGCACCCAUUUGAUUCAGCUAUUCAGAGCUGCCUGAACUUAUGGAGACUGGAGUGUUUAUUGCCCCAGAUUUUGAAAUGUUGAUCACAGUCCAAAUGGAGAUUUUUUUUUUUAGUUAGCCCAACAGAGAGACUU